CUCCCUUUUAUUUAAAUAGUUCUGACAGAAUAACAUCAUCAUCCUUUCAGGAAGUAAACUCUGCAAAGUCAAGUAGAUCCCUCAUGUUUUACCAAUAGAAGACAAGGGUACAACAUCAACCCUGUUACCAUGAUUUGAAACUCCUCGCAGACUUGAAGACAUACCAGUGGACUUCCCAAAAAUUACAUGAAGUUGCUUCCAAUCGUAACCAUGAGACCAGGUGAGAGACUGGGAGCAGAAGGGUUAUUCCGCCUCCCUCCCGUCCUGGCCGCACCCCAUCAUCCCCUCCGCCCCAACAGCCCUGACCCGCUUAGAUGGCUAUAAAAGAGACGGUGACUCUUGCGCAUCUCAACAUCACCUGCGCUCCCAUCCUGAAGAAGAAAAACCAGACAAAGAAAAGAAGAACAAUGCGUUCACUACUGAAGAUCACCGUUCUGCUCUUUUGUGUCCAAGCCGGAGAAGGAUACUGGCUUAGAACGCUACUAGACACAAAUCUCCGUGAUGAAGAACGAAGAGGAGGUGAUGGUGAGGAAAAGGAGGGUUCGGGGAGGCAGUUGGAAAGGGCAAUUCGGUUGCCCCGCAGCGUUGAGUCCCCAUGCGCUCUGCACUCCAUCCUGCUGCAGGUGCGAGACCUCGGUCUGGGCUACGACUCCGAUGAGACGGUGCUGUUUAAGUACUGCAGCGGGACCUGCCCUCGCCUUGCCUCCAAUCAUGACCUCACGCUUACCAACCUCCUGCAAAGCGGCGUCCUUCAGUACACCGGCCAUUGGCACCAUCAGCCCUGCUGUCGCCCCACGCACCAUGAAGACAUAGCUUUUCUCGACAACCAACAUCGCUGGCAUAAAGUGGAGAAACUCUCCGCCGCUGCCUGCGUCUGUAUGGGGUAGAGCAGCCGAAAUCUGGCUACAUAAAGACUGUCUGGUGGUUUAGAGACUGUACAAAGUGCCUUGAAGUAAAAUGAGGGUUGUUUAAGGUACGUUAAUUCAGGAAGUAAUAAUAUGUAUGUAUUGAAACGUAUCAAAAUGUAUAUGUCGCUAUGACAUUGGCUGUUGUGUUUGAGAAUGUCAAAACGUUCAGUUUUGGUUAAUGAUGACACAGUGACGUGUUUGAGUGGCCGAUUCUGAAUCGAGAUUGAUCUGAUGAAUUGUCCAUCUGAACAAAAAUGGAAGAUAUUUAUGUGUUUAUAAAUUAUUUAUUUAUUUGAAAACCAUUUUUGCUACCCAAUAAAUUAUUGUUAAUCUUUA
Messenger RNA from Labeo rohita (rohu), 1244 nucleotides. Its product is annotated as persephin. The record is from RefSeq and is a predicted model, not a curated record. Gene Ontology annotation, molecular function: glial cell-derived neurotrophic factor receptor binding; receptor tyrosine kinase binding; growth factor activity. NCBI's taxonomy places the organism in Eukaryota, Metazoa, Chordata, Actinopteri, Cypriniformes, Cyprinidae. Bases 315 to 887 code for a protein of 190 amino acids. The transcript is spliced from 3 exons.